Messenger RNA from Nasonia vitripennis (jewel wasp), 8771 nucleotides. RefSeq names its product cytoplasmic polyadenylation element-binding protein 2 (gene orb2). Bases 1694 to 4180 code for a protein of 828 amino acids. Gene Ontology annotation, biological process: negative regulation of cytoplasmic translation. The transcript is spliced from 12 exons. The record is from RefSeq and is a predicted model, not a curated record. Lineage: Eukaryota; Metazoa; Arthropoda; Insecta; Hymenoptera; Pteromalidae. Gene Ontology annotation, molecular function: mRNA 3'-UTR binding; translation factor activity, RNA binding; ribosome binding. Gene Ontology annotation, cellular component: nucleus; synapse; cytoplasm.
UUUCUGGCUGCUCCCCGCGAUGGCCUAGGCUUGCGCGCGCGCAGCCAGCCAGCCAGCUAUCCUCCCUCCCCCCACGCCGAGCUAAGCUCGCGCAGCCGACGACGAGCUCCGACGGUCCGUGUGUGGUGGUAAGAGAGCAGAGCGGAUCGAGGCUAUAGUCGUCGGUGAGGAGACCGCCACUCAGUGUUCCAAAAGUCGGCAGGCGCACCACGGCACGAUCGAACCCGAGCAACGCCGCUCUGCGUGCCGUAGUCGUCGUCCUCCUCCUCCUCCGCGAUUGCACAGCCGAAAACGAGUGUAUCAUAUUUGCACAGAAACAAACACUGCGCGAGGCGGACACGUUCUGCGGACGUCGUCUGCUGCAAGCUCCCCCUCGCAGCCCCUCGAGUUAGACAGUCGUUGCAGCAGCAGCAGCAGCAGCGGCGCAGGUGGCGACGACGCAACAAGACACGUACGCAGGGGCCGAGGAGAGAGAGAGAUAGAGAUAGAGAGAUAGAGAGAGAAAGAGAGAGAGAGAGAGAGAGAGAGAGAGAGAGCAGCGAGAGCUUGCAGUGUGAUAUACUCCGAAGAUGCGGAGGCUCGCGCUCGUCGGCAGCUAGCGGGAGUCCAGCAGAGGCAGUCGUGCGCGGAUACGGAUUACGACGAUUGUACGCGUAGAAGAGAGGAGUGCGCGUGUGUGCAGGUGUGCUCGCGCGUGCGGGCGACUGUUUUUUCGGCGCGAGAGCGAGAGCGAGAGAGAGAGAGAGAGAGAGAGAGAGAGAGAGAGAGAGAGAGAGAAAGAGAGAGAGGGGGGGAGAGGAGGAAGCAUCUCGCUUAUCUUAUCUCCCUUAUUGCCGAGAGAGCGCACGUCGCGAGCCAGCGGCUCUGUAGCGGACAGCAGUCGAGCCGGGAGAGCGCGUUCACGCGGAGAGGAAGAUGCCACUACGCAGAGGAGUGCAGAGAAGCGAGCAGCAGCCCCAUCCGACCGAGGCGAGCACGACGAGCCCGCGGCUCUUCGAUUAACUAUACACACGUACGCGCUGUAAGCCGAGAGCGGUGUUGUCGGCCCCCCUCCCCCUUUUUGGGAAAUACGAAGGAGGGAGCGAAAAGCAGCAGCAGCAGCAGCAGCGAGGGUGGAAAAACGACGCCCCCGACCCCCCGAGCGUAGUAGUGUGUCAGUGUGUUUCGUCCGGUGGUGUUGUCCGGUUCAUUCGCGUGCGUGCGUGGCGGAGAGCGCGACUUUUCCGGGUGCUCUCUCUCUCGCUCGUUUUUCGCCGUCUAUCCAUCCCAGUCCACGCUCUACAUAGAAGCGCGGUGAGCUCUACCCGAUGAGCGUGCUGCCGCUGGAUCGAUAGUUCCGCAAGCUCGGCUCUCUCUCACUCCAGAGCUUUGCAGGCGCUCCGUUAUAAGGACGGUGCACCACUACUAGUGUACGCGGGCGCCACUGGCGCUGCCACUACACCGCUGCCGCUUCUUCUUUAUUCAAAACAAACCUGCGGUCCACGCGAGCCUGCUGAUGAAUCGCUGUCUCUAGGCUCGCCGACCCACCAUUAGUUCAGCCGGAAGAACGAGAGAGAGAGACACAGUGAAAAGAAGAAGAAGAAGAAGUAGAAGAAAAAAAGAAGAAGUAGAGGAAGAAGAGGAGCAACAGCAACAGCAACAACAACAGCAACAACAACAACAACACUUCACGGUGGACCACCAGCUACUUUAUAUGGGCGAUUACGCGGCGACGAGUCUGUUCUCGCCGGCAGCCAGCAGCCCCGUCAACUCUAUCCUCAACCAGAGCCUCAUCAUGCAGGACGAACUGCUGAUCGAGAAGCAGCAGCAGCAGUCGGCUUCGAGCAAGUCCUCGGCGCCGCUGUCACCGGGUGGCAGCAGCCUCGACACCGGCAACGAAAAGGCCGCCAAGGAGGCCAGCGACGCCGAGAGCAUCGCCAUAAGCGCCGCCAGCUUGACUUCCUCGAGCUCCUCCUCGUCGACCGUCAUCGUGGACAAGGACCCGAUCAGCAUCAGCACCAGCUCGAGUGCACUGCAGGGCUUCAGCAACGAGGCCAACGUGCGGGUGCCCAGCCUCUGGGCCGACGACACCCCCACGAGCUUGCACGCGCUGCCGGUCAACGGCUCGAUCGCGGCCUUCCAGAACUUCCCCACCAACAGCCCGGCUGGUCUGUUCGCCAGCUCGAGCGCGGCAGCGGCGGCCGCGGCUGCUGCCGGGGCCCGACGAGCCAUCACCGCCAGCCACAACUUCCCUCAGCAGCAGCAGCAGCAGCAACAGCAACAGCAGCAGCAACAACAGCAGGGCAACCACGGCGGAGGCGCCAGCGUAGCCCCCGGAAAUCGGCACAGCCAGCUCCAGCAGCAGCAGCAGCAGCAGCAGCAACAGCAGCAGCAGAACUCGCAUCCAGGGGUGUACCUCCAGGGCAAGGGCUACGCAGCGUGGUCGGGCGGUCCCCAGGCCGGGCCGCAGCAGUGGGGCCAGAAUCCGGCAGCGCACUCGGCCGCCGCGGCCAGUCCGGCCUUGUCGCCCUGGAACCGCGGAAGGUCAGUGCCGAAUCUGCCGCCGCUGCACUCGAACCUUCACGCAGCGGCUGCCGCGGCGGCGGUGGCCAAUCUCCAGGGGAGGAAGCCCAGUCCGACCUUCGCCGGACAUCCUGGACCCACGGCCCAUCAGUCCAGCAUCAGUCCGGUCAAGUUUCGCCGGAGCACCUCGUAUCCGGGCAAGGGCAAUCUUUACCCCAUGCAGACGGCGCCGACGUUCGAGGUCACCGCUGCCGACGAGAGGGACCUGCUGCAGAUGCCGCCUUAUCAGCAGGUAUGCGCACAGAAUAACUCUCGUUAUAAAAAUCGAAAUCAGCAGUACAUCGAGCGGAUGACGGCAAAUGGAAAUUCACCGCUGGAUAGCAUGCGAACACUGGAGCAUUACCUGAGCGACAUUAUGCGAGCCGGAGCGGCCGACACGCCGGAGCAUCUCAAAGGAUUCAUAAACUGCAACACCAACGCGCUACAGUCACUCUCGCAGUUACACGGUACGUAUCCAUUGCGCCUCCCGCAAUUACAUUACGAAACAGCUGGUACGUUUCAACCGUUCGAAGAUCAAUCCCGUACUAAGAAACCCAAACAUUUCGCUCGUCAUAAUCGUACGUUUCAACCAUGUGACGAUGUAACCUAUGGCUUAAAUCAUUCGAAUGCAAUUCUGCAAAAUCGCAAAUCCCCGUUCUUCCCGAGCCUGGACGACCCGGGCAGUAACCUGCUGGAGGACCCGAACUCGGCCGGUCCUCUCGAUGGCGUUGGCGUGAACGUGAACGUCGGUGUUGGAGGCAUCGGCGUCGGAGGCAUGAAUGCGCCCCAGAACGCGCCGCUAUCGUCGCCCAGCCGUAGCAGUCCUCACAGCCAUGACAGCGAGACCGGCGAGAGAUUCUCCAGGAAGGUUUUCGUUGGCGGCCUUCCGCCCGACAUCGAUGAAGAUGAGAUCACAGCCAGUUUCCGGCGUUUUGGCCCGUUGGUCGUCGACUGGCCACACAAGGCAGAAAGCAAAUCGUAUUUUCCACCUAAGGGAUACGCUUUCCUACUUUUCCAGGACGAGGCUUCAGUGCAGCAGCUGAUCGACGCCUGCAUCCAGGAUGACGACAAGCUUUACCUGUGCGUAAGCUCACCGACGAUCAAGGACAAGCCGGUGCAGAUCCGGCCCUGGCGACUCAGCGACGCGGACUACGUCCUCGACGCUUCGAUGCCUCUCGACCCACGCAAGACCGUCUUCGUCGGCGGCGUGCCUCGACCUCUCAAAGCUUUCGAGCUGGCCAUGAUCAUGGACCGACUCUACGGCGGCGUCUGCUACGCCGGUAUCGAUACCGAUCCCGAGCUCAAGUAUCCCAAAGGCGCUGGACGCGUCGCUUUCAGCAACCAGCAGAGCUACAUCGCAGCCAUCUCCGCGAGAUUCGUCCAGCUUCAGCAUAGCGAUAUCGACAAGAGGGUCGAGGUUAAGCCGUACGUUCUAGAUGAUCAAAUGUGCGACGAGUGCCAGGGCCAGCGUUGCGGCGGCAAGUUCGCUCCAUUUUUCUGCGCUAACGUUACUUGUCUGCAGUACUACUGCGAGCACUGCUGGGCGACGAUCCACUCGCGGCCCGGUCGCGAGUUCCACAAGCCGCUGGUGAAGGAAGGCGCGGAUCGGCCGCGAGCCGUCCCCUUCCGCUGGUGUUAACCCCAGUCGCAAGUGCUGCAGCACGAGCAGCCGCACCACCAAUACCAUCACCAGCAGCACCAGCAGCACCACCACAACCAUCACCAGCGUCGUCGCCGUCACUGAGAGACGCGCGCUCGCUACCGAGAGACAACAAGAUACGAUUACCCAACUCUGUGAGCCAGUCCUCCGCGAUAGCUAAUUUCGAAAAACCAAACCACGCGGGGGUCGGCCAAUGAAUUUUUUUUUCAUUUUUUUCAACGGCGACGCGAGCUUGCUAUCAGAUACACGUGCGCCGAUCGUCGUCACGAGCAGACAUACCGGUCGGGAAAUGGAGAGAAAGAGAGUAGGAGAGAUAGAGAGGAAGACGCAAGGCAAAACCCCACACUCAAUUACUACUGUUCUAAUGCUACUCUAUCAGAAGGAACUCUCUACCACUACUACUGAAACUAUGCUAUUACGAUAGACGGAAAAAUCUCUAUUCCUAUCUACUACUCCAUUCAUUACUCCCGCAGACAUCUUUCGCGGUCUGUUUUUAUUUCUGCGAGAAGAAAGAAUAAGAAGAAGAGAAAAGGAUUGUCGCCUCGUCGAGCCUUCUCCCGUGUUUUUUCAUACAGACGUGAGACUUGCGUCGAGGCGAUUUAGGAAAUUGAAGAAGAAUGAAAGAAGAGGAUCGAUAUAUAUUAUAGAGAACAAGAGAGUGAGAGAGUAGAUGUCCGACGCUCGGUUGUUUCGUUCUUAUUUCGUUUAUCCGUUUUUCCGUUUUGUGGUGAAUGUUGAAAUAAUCGAUAAAUGGAAAAUCCACGCUUUACCGCUGUGUGUUUAGGAAAACCAAUUUUCUCUGUAUCACAGUUUCUCUAGCACUUAAGGAUCUUUAUUAACUACGUUUAAUGAACAAAAAAAGAUAACAAAUACACAGACACACUCACGAACACUUAACUAUACGUAGGUACGUUACUGUACGUUAUUAUACGAGCAUACGUGUUUUUUGAAGGAAAACUACGACGAGAUGAUAAGGAUGAUGAAUUUUAAGGGGAGAUUGUGUGACGCGAAGAGCCGCUAACUUUGGAUCCGUCUCUCGAUUGUUUCUACUAAUUGCGAUAUUUCUCAAUCACCCCCGCAAUCGAUGCAUGAAUUUAUUAUUCAGUUGGUCCCAAAAAAAGAUUUCUCACUUGCAAAUACAUAUAUAUCAAUUAUAUGUUAGUACAACGGAGACCCGCGUGAAUUGUAUAUAAUUUAAAUGAAUUAUGUAUGAUUCGAAUGAAAUUAUUUUUCCGAGGACUUUGAAUAUCCGCAUUUAAGUUUUUUUCUUUUUUUUUCUUUUGCUGAUUCGAUAGUUCAGGAACAUCACGUAGAAUUGACUACUGAAUUAACUACUCGCCGACGGAAGUGCGCGCUUUGUAUUUCAAUUUAUUGGUUUUAUAAACUUAGAGUAUUUUUACCUUGCUCAUUUUUAUUAUUAUUUUUUACGCUAAAAAAAAACAAAAAUCUAGUAAAAUUUUGAAAAAAUUUAUAUUCAUACUGUCGUAUUGACCUUUUCGACGGCGAGUUGUGCCAGUGUGAUGUAUCUGAGCAUAAAUUUAGAUGAUAACUUUCGAAUGCAAUUGAAAAUCGACUCGUUCGAACCUUCGAGGCUCAUUAAGCACCUCUUUUUUACCAAAAAUAUAACUUGUAAGCGUUUAUAUUCUAAAAUUAAGCUAUAUUAUGAUUAUAUUUUCGUACAAGAGCACACGAGAAGACAAUAAAACAACUAAUCUUCGAGAAAAAAAAUUCGUGCUUCGUACAAAACAAGACUUCAUCGCGCGAAGAAAGCCAUACUAAUGAACUGACUGCUUGUUUUGUAAUCUUCUGAUCUUUAUUGUAGUUUUUACACCAUUCGUAAAGUUGUAAGUGCGAUAUUUAUUUAUAAUUUAAUGUUGUUUCUAUUGUACAUUAUUCAUUAGAUUGAGUUGAAUAAAUGAUUUAAAGUUUUUUAUUGAAACGAGGUUUUAUGUUUGCGAUAGUUUUUACUUUAUUUUUUUUAAAUUUGCCAAGUUAAAUAUCAAAAAGCCAGCUAAAUCUUUUGCUGUUAUUGAUUUUCUAUUGAAUCUAAAAACUUGUUUCAUUAUAAUCAUCAAGGCUAUUAUUAUCUAUUGACGGCAGAGUACCUUAGUACUCGAGUGAAAAAUUCAUACAUGAUUCACGUAAGCUUCUUGAUACAGUUGUUGAUUUUGCUAUUUUGAAAUUAAUGUUCAAGAAUCGUUCCAACUGAAUUAUUGGAAAUUACAUAAUAAGCAACCAACUAAUUAAUUGUCUGUGCUAUGAAGUUCUGACCCAUCAGCAGUCACGUUCCGUGUAGAAUCGUGAAAUCAAAGUUUUGAAAAGAAAACGGAACCGAUGAUGAAUAAUCGAAUCAGCAAAACUCAAGGGAAAGAAAAAAGCUUUUAAAUAAACUAUAAUAAACGAAAGAGAGAAAAUCGGAAAAGUGCGAGAUGAGUAGCUCACCCCUCCUCAUGUAAAUAAUCUAGGAAAAAGGAAUCGGAACAGAUCCCCGAACAUUGCUAUACCUGCCCGCGCGCCGGCAGCGCUGAAUAUUUUUUUCUUUUUCUUUUAGAGAAAAGAAACAAGUUUUUUUCUCUCUAAAAAAAGACGUAAGCCAAUACACGAAACACACACUUAAUCACGAUUUCUUAUCUCGGUGUAUAUAAUCAAACGAAAAGUAACAGUUAAUAAGUAUAAAAUUAAUGCAAUCGUGUAGUUCAAAUUGAGAGAGGUGUCGAGAUGUUGUGUGUGAAAGAAAAAAAAUAAAAAUGGAUAUUACCUACGGCGUAGCUCGUUGCAAUUGUAAAUGCAGAUAAGUGAGCGGCGACGAUAAUUUUCUUUUUGUUUUCCACGAUGUAAUUCUAUAAAUAUAUAUCGUCAACGCCAGAUGCAUAUAAUAGGUAUGACGGAUUUUGAGUAACGUAGGCAAUUUAUAUAAUUGUUAGAAUGUAUUUUACUAAUAUAUCACUGAUACAUUAUUAGAAAAUAUAACAUGAUUAGUGGUAUGUUAGUAUGACGAAUUCGAAAAAUUAUAUAAAUGAACGUUACUAAGUAUAUAUACGAAGAUAACCAUAUGAGGAGUUCGUUUCGCGUAUCUUCCCGCGACUUGACGUUUUCAAUCUAAAUGCACACACAAAACACAUAUUUAAAAAAACAGACAUACACAUACUUGAGUAUUUAAAAGUAUAUAAAGUACCUACACAAUAACACGCAGAAUAUAAUAAUAAAUAAUAAUAUUAAUAAUAUUUAAUAAUAACAAAACAAGUAACGAGCGUUUGAAGAAGAAUUUUCUCGGCGAAACCGAAAUAACCGUACAUAAUUGUAAUCCGAAUAUUUUUAAGAAUAGACAGUCUCGGCGGUGAGACAGUUUUUUUAUUUUUAUAUCGAUUUUUCGAAUUUAUUAUGAUAUUUUAUUUUUUUUUAAUAAAACAAGCAAAACGAAAGAAACAAAACACAUAAAACGUAGGUGAUAUUGAAAAAAAAAUAGAUAGAGAAGUCAAAGCGUAAGAAAAGAAUAGGGGCAAACCAUGCGAUGGGGAUUAUGUAGCCGAGAGAUUGCAAUUAGAAGUCGAAAAGCUCGUUUUACCGUCGAAAAAGCGCAACUACGCGAAGAUGGUGAAAAUCAGUAUAUAGCUAGCAAGCAAAAACGAUACUUUGAUGGAUAACAUAAAAGAAAUAACAAUAUAAACAACAAAAAUUAUAGCGUCUUUGGAAGAUGAUGAGUGUCGUAAUCGCAGAAGAAAGAAGUCAAGAGAGAAGCGAGGAAGAGAAACAAUGAGGAAAAUAAAAAAGUAAUCUCCACAUCUAUAUAUAUAUAUAAAUAUACAUAUAUAUAUAUAUUUAUUUUUUUGGUCUCCUUUUUGUAUAUAUAACUUGCCGCCGUAGGAUUUAGGUGGCAUUUAGGUGAAUCGCGCGAAAGUCGGCCGAUCGAUUGAUCUCUUUGAUGAGUCCAAUGGAAAACGAAGAUUGUAAAACAAAGCAAGAAAUAAAUAAAAAUGCGAACCUUAGCUGAAUUGAAGAAAAUGAUGAGUAAAUAAAUAAUUGUAAGAAUCGAUGGAAGCAAAAAACGAGAGUCGAGAAUAGCAUAUGGUAGGGGCAAAAAGUGAGGAAUCCUCUCUCUCGUUCGUCUGAAGACAAAACUUUAAAAGAGAAUGAAAGCGAAAAAAUGACCAAUAAUUAAUUUAUUCGUUCCACGAAUACAUUCGUUCAGCUCGUACGAAAAUUCGUGAGAUUCACGGAAGAGGCGAGAAGAAGAGCAAGAAGGAUCAGAAAUUUCUACAUCGGCGUGAAGAAAAAAAAUAUUACAUCUGGAAUUUUAACAAAAUAAGAAAACGAGCAUUAGUUAGUGCAAUUUAAACAAAAAUAAAGAAGGCAACAGAGCGCAAUUGAGUGCGUUACGAGGGCCUUAUUAAGAGAAAGAAAAAUUUAAUAAGAGUAAAUAAUUAGAGAUGAGGAGUCGCGAGUAUUGGAGAUGUAAAACUACGAUGAUUUGCCGGGAUUCUCGAUCUCUUUGCGCCUCUGGAAGAGGAAAUAGACAAAAAAAGAAUGAAAACGGACGAACGCGCGCGCCGCUCGCAGUUAAAUUUAUAAA